AUGGCACCGAUUCUGGAUAAGCGUGCGCCUGGUUUAAUCUUGUUUUUCUGGAGCUACUGCGUCCUGGCGGAUACAGCUUUCACGAACUUUACACUGGACAAUGAGUUCCACUCCAGUUUCAUCCACCGUCGAUUGAAGAGCCAGGAGCGCAGAGAGAUGCAGCGGGAGAUCCUGUCGAUCUUGGGGUUGCCGCACCGGCCGCGACCCAACCUUCACGGAAAGCAUAAUGCUGCCCCGAUGUUCAUGUUGGACUUGUAUAACGCCAUGUCCACAGAGGGAGACGAGGACAGAUACUCCUACCCUUACAAGCCCGUAUUCACCACACAGGGUCCGCCGAUCGCCAGCUUGCAAGACAACAACUUCUUAAACGAUGCAGACAUGGUCAUGAGCUUCGUAAAUUUGGUGGAGCACGAUAAAGAAUUCCUACCAGUGCGGCGACAUCAUCGAGAGUUCAGAUUCGACUUGUCACGAAUCCCAGAGGGUGAGGCGGUCACCGCUGCUGAGUUUCGCAUAUAUAAAGACUUCAUUCAUGAGCGUUACGAUAAUGAGACCUUCCGUAUCAGCGUCUACCAGGUGUUAGAGGAACACUCUGACAGGGAAUCCGACCUGUUUCUGCUGGACACCAGGGUGAUCUGGGCUGCAGAGGAGGGGUGGUUGGUGUUUGAUGUGACGGCCACGAGUAACCACUGGGUCCUGAAUCCCGGCAGAAACCUGGGUCUUCAGCUGGCUCUGGAGAGCACAAAUGGAGACAGUGUCAAUCCUCGUGUGGCCGGGCUGAUUGGUCGCAGUGGGCCUCAGAAUAAACAGCCCUUCAUGGUGGCCUUUUUCAAAGCCACCGAGGUGCACCUGCGCAGCAUCCGCUCGGCAUCCGGAGGAGCCAAACAACGCAACCCAAACAGAUCCAGGGGUGCAAAGAACCAAGAGGCCCUCAGAAUGGCCAAUGUUGCAGAAAACAGCAGCACUGAUCAGAAGCAGGCGUGUAAGAAGCACGAGCUCUAUGUCAGUUUCCGAGACCUGGGAUGGCAGGACUGGAUCAUCGCUCCAGAAGGAUAUGCAGCAUAUUACUGUGAGGGAGAGUGUGCCUUCCCACUGAACUCCUACAUGAACGCCACAAACCACGCCAUUGUGCAAACCCUUGUUCAUUUCACUAAUCCAGACACAGUGCCUAAACCGUGUUGUGCCCCCACGCAGCUCCAUGCUAUCUCUGUGCUCUACUUUGAUGACAGCUCCAAUGUGAUCCUCAAAAAAUACCGCAACAUGGUGGUCCGUGCCUGUGGCUGCCACUAG
Messenger RNA from Menidia menidia (Atlantic silverside), 1287 nucleotides. The record is from the annotation of a GenBank genome assembly. NCBI's taxonomy places the organism in Eukaryota, Metazoa, Chordata, Actinopteri, Atheriniformes, Atherinopsidae.